UGUCUGCUAUCCUGCCACGUCCGACGCCACCUCCUUGUGAUGCGGAGCCACUUGUUAGUCAAUUCAACACAGCUGUUAGCACGCUGAGCACCUGCAGGAGAUCGCACCGCCAUCAUCAUCAUCGUCGUCACCACCAUCAUCAUCAACAGCAUAAGACCCUCCCCUCCUCUUCAUCAUCCAUCUCUCUUUCACCUCUCCCCGCUCUGCCCACUCCGCCCGCUGAUUGGCUGAGCAGCGGCGAGCGGCGGGAUGCGCACUUCAUCAGCUGGCGAGUGCACGUCGGCUCCCGGAGCAAGCAGCUGAGCCAGACGGACCCUCUCCCGCUCCAUCCUUUUCCCGGACCCCUACCGCCAGGAUAAUCGGCCAGCGUGACGAGUAGCUUUUCGCCUGUGAGCGGAAGAUACCGUUGAAGGUUUGAGUGUCAGGAGGAACGGAGAUCUCCACGCCUGCGCUGGCUUACCUUUCAGGACCUUGGCCAUGAUGCUCCGCGGGUGAAGUCGCGUGGAUGCUGCCGCCGCCUCUGCCGGGAGCGCUCUAAGUUUGGAAGUUGACGCGCGUGCACGCCAGGUGGACUGAAUGGAGUAAGGAGGAUUGCUCAAGCGGGACGACGGAAGGAGGGCCGGGUGACAAAAAGUGCCGAAAAGUGGGGUGAAGGCAUGCGGGCAGCAUGGAACGGGUGAGGGAGCAGCGGCCGUUCUGCUCGCUCUCCAAGAGCCAGCGAGAGCACCGCGAGCGAGGCGGAGACCCCGAAAGCGAGUAUCGUUACAGCGUGGAGCGAGAGGAGACCAUCCGCGACGCCGGGACGCCAUCCUGCCGCGUACCCACGCAAAAGUCAUACAGCUCGAGUGAGACGCUUCAGGCCUUCGAGCAUGACCCGGCGCGUAUGCUCUUUGGGGGCCGGGUCAAGGACAUGGUCCGCCAGGAUAGCGCCGAAUACAGCCGGCCAGGGCAGACGUUCUCGCUGAGGCAGCUCGGCAUCUGCGAGCCCCGCCGAGGCCUGGCGCUAUGCCCCGAGACGGGCCUGUCGCACCCGCUCGGCACCUACGCCAGGGGUCCCGCGGUCACCUCUGAAGGACGCGAACCGCAGUCCCCGGAACGAACCGUCGCGCUUUGGGGCAAAGGGGGCCACAACUCGUGCCUCUCCAGUCGCUCCAACUCAGCGCUGACGCUCACCGACACGGAAAUGGACAACAAGUCGGACAACGAGAUGGGCGACCAUCUGUCCAGUCCUCAGGGUCCUCCCCCCCUGCCGCCUGCUCCCCCGCCGCCGCCCCAUAAGCAGCACCCCUCCAUCACGUCCCUGAGCCGCGGCUCGCUGGCCAAUCAGAGGGCCGCGAGCCCGCCGCCCGCUGCCGGCCUGGCGGCCGAUUUGCAGAGCACGGCGGAAUGCGUCCAGCUGCAGGACAGCUGGGUGCUGGGCAGCAAUGUGGCCCUGGAGAGCCGGCAUUUCCUGUUUAAGACUGGCACGGGAAGCACCCCGUUCUUUGGCGCAGCGGCCCCAGGCUACACCAUGGCAACGGGGACUGUGUACUCUACGCCAGCACGGCCGCUACCCCGUGGCAGCCUGUCCCGCGGCGCCUUCAAGUUCAAGAAGUCACCCAAGCACUGCUCCUGGAAGUGCACCGCCCUGAUCGCGGUGGCUGUUGCUGUGCUGCUUUCGGUCAUUCUCUGCUACUGCAUAGCGAUGCACCUUUUUGGCCUCAAUUGGCAGCUGCAGGAGUUGGACAGCCAGCCGGCGUUUGAAAACGGCGGAGUCGGGAAGGCUGGUCCCACACCGUCCAGCGCCGUCACGGCCCUCGCCGCCGAUGGAAGAACAAGCGUUCUACACCAGGAGAACAACUCUUUGGACUCUGGGCCUGUGGACGUUGGGAAGAGGGCGGGCCAAACCGUGCCACCAGGCGUGUUUUGGCGGUCCCAACUCAGUGUAGACAAGCCGUGCUUUCUCAAGUUCAACAUCUCUGUGCAGAAAAACGCCCUGAUCGGUGUAUAUGGGCGCAAGGGUCUCGCACCGUCUCACACGCAGUAUGACUUUGUCGAGCUCCUGGACGGCAGCCGACUCAUCGCCAGCGAACACCGCGCCUCGAGCGAGCCCGAGAGGGUAGCCCGCCCUGAGCACCAGGUGGUGGUCCACCAGGCGGGGUUCAUCCAGCAGUUUGACGCCGGCGUGUGGCACCUGGCUUUCUACAACGACGGCCGCACCGUGGAGACAGUGUCCUACAAUGCAAUUGUUCAAGAGUCUGUCACCGAGUGCGCACACAACUGCUACGGGAACGGAGAGUGCAUGGCGGGUUCCUGUCACUGCUUUCCAGGAUUCAUUGGACCGUACUGUUCUAGAGCUGCCUGCCCCGUUCUGUGCAGUGGUAAUGGCCAGUACACUCGGGGGCGCUGCCAGUGUUACAGUGGAUGGAAGGGCACCGAGUGUGAUGUAGCCUCAGGCCAAUGCGUGGACCCUCAGUGUGGAGGUCACGGAGUGUGCGUGGCUGGAAAUUGUGUUUGCAACACCGGCUGGAGGGGAAGCAACUGCGAACAAGUGGACUGCACGGACCCAAAGUGCUCUGGACAUGGCACUUGUCAUCACGGCGAGUGCCACUGCAACCCGGGCUGGGGCGGAAUCAGCUGCGAGAUCCUGAAGAGCACUUGUCCCGAGCAGUGCUCCAGUCACGGGACAUUCAACAUCGACUCUGGGAACUGUGUCUGUGAGGAUAACUGGACCGGUGCCGAUUGCUCCAUAGAGGUCUGCGUGGUGGACUGCGGCCCUCACGGCUCAUGCUUGGGCGGCUUGUGUCACUGCGAGGAGGGCUGGGCAGGUGCAGAGUGCGAGCAAAGGGACUGUCACCCGCGCUGCAUCGACCACGGGGUGUGUCGCGAGGGCAAGUGUGAAUGCCACCAAGGCUGGACGGGCGAGCACUGCACCAUCGCCCUGGAUUCCAGAGUGUCAGGAGCAGUCAAGAUAGGAUUUAAAGACGGCUGCCCGGGCCUGUGCAACAACAACGGGCGCUGCGUCUUGGAUCAGAAUGUCUGGCACUGCAUCUGCCAGCCAGGAUGGCGGGGCCUGGGCUGUGACGUCGCCACAGAGACGCUCUGCUCGGACGGCAAGGACAACGAGGGAGACGGUCUGGUGGACUGCAUGGACCCGGACUGCUGCGCUCAGAUCUCCUGCCAGGGUCAGACGUACUGCAAAGGCUCGCAGGACCCGACUGCUGCCGCCGCUGCCUCACUUGGCCAGAAUUCGGCCGGCCAUCCCGCCUCCAAGAGCUUCUAUGAUCGUGUGGCAUUCCUAAUGGGGCCCAGCGGGAGUCAUGUGGUACCGGGGGAGAACCCCUUCAACAGCAGCCUGGUGUCAGUCAUCCGUGGUCAGGUCCUCACCGGAGACGGAACUCCGCUGAUCGGAGUCAACGUGUCAUUCCUGCACUACCCCGAGUAUGGCUCCACUGUCACCAGACAGGAUGGCAUGUUCGACCUGCUAGCAAACGCCGGUGCGUCGCUAACCCUGAUGUACGAGCGAGCGCCAUUCCCGAUACUGCGCCGGACCGUUUGGAUCUCUUGGAACGUAUUUCACGUGAUGGACACGGUGGUGAUGCGUCACAAGGAGAACAAUGACAUCCCUGGCUGCUAUCUGACGGGUCUGAGCCGGCCCGAGCCACUUGUAAUGGCCACGCCGCUCUCUACCUUAUACAAAACGUCACCAGAAGACAGCCCAGUCAUCCCAGAGACGCAGGUUCUUCACGAGCAAGUGGCUAUCCCGGGUAGCGAACUCAACCUGGUUUACCUGAGCUCACGGGCGUCUGGCUACAAGCCUCUCCUCAAGGUUUUGCUCACCCAGGAACGUCUGCCCUUUGGCCUGAUGAAGGUGCACCUGAUGGUGGCCGUGAUGGGUCGGCAGCUGCAGAAAUCUUUCCCGGCAUUCCCUGACCUAUCCUACACCUUCAUCUGGGAUAAGACAGACGCCUACAGCCAGAAAGUCUACGGCUUGGCAGAGGCUGUGGUGUCAGUGGGCUAUGAAUACGAGUCGUGUCUAGACGUAGUGCACUGGGAGAAGAGGACUGCAGUACUCCAGGGUUACGAGGUGGAUGCAGCCAACAUGGGAGGAUGGAAUCUGGACAAGCACCACGUUCUCGAUGUUCAGAACGGCAUUCUGUACAAGGGAACCGGCGAGAACCAGUUCAUCUCGCUGCAGCCACCAGUCAUUUCCACCAUCAUGGGCAACGGCCGCCGCCGGAGCAUCUCGUGCCCGAGUUGUAAUGGCCAGGCACUGGGCAACAAGCUGCUGGCACCUGUGGCCUUAGCGUGGGGCAUCGAUGGCAGCCUCUAUGUGGGUGACUUCAACUACAUCCGACGCAUCUACCCAUCGGGCAAUGUCACCAGCAUCAUGGAACUCAGAAAUAAAGACUUUAGACACAGCAACAACCCAGCACACCGCUACUAUCUAGCCACCGACCCGGUCACAGGCCAACUGUACGUGUCAGACACCAACUCACGGCGGAUCUACCGGCCAAAAAGCUUAUCUGGAACCAAAGACCUGCAGGCUAACGCUGAGGUUGUGGCCGGGACCGGAGAACACUGCUUGCCCUUUGACGACAACCACUGUGGGGAUGGCGGCAAAGCUCCUGAGGCCGCGCUCACUGGACCCAAAGGCAUCGCCGUAGACAAGAACGGCCUGAUUUACUUCGUGGACGGCACCACCAUCCGCAAGGUGGACCAGAACGGCGUCAUCUCCACCUUCCUGGGCUCCAACGACCUGACGUCAGCGCGACCGCUCACUUGUGACGACAGCAUGGACGUCAGUCAGGUUAUUCUGGAGUGGCCCACAGACCUGGCAGUGAGCCCGAUGGACAAUUCGCUCUAUGUACUGGACAACAAUAUAGUGCUGCGCAUCACCGACAACGGCCAAGUGAGCAUCGCGGCAGGACGCCCUGUUCACUGCCCGCUCUCCAUAUCAGAACGCGGCAUCGCCUCCAGCGGCCAAAGAGCACAGUUCACCCCGCUGGAGUCCGCGGCGUCCAUCGCCGUCUCCUAUCACGGCGCAAUCUACAUCGCCGAGACGGACGAGAGAAAGCUCAGCCGCAUCCGCAAGGUCUCGGUAGACGGCGAGAUCAUGCACUUAGCCGGGGCGCCAUCGGACUGCGACUGCAAGAACGACGCCAACUGCGACUGUUACCAAGCGGGCGACGGCUACGCCAAAGACGCCAGGCUCAACGCGCCGUCUUCUCUGGUGGCCGCACCGGACGGGACACUCUACGUGGCCGACCUUGGCAACAUCCGUAUCCGGGCAGUGUCUCGUAACGGUCCGGUGCCGACGUCCAACGGCUAUGAGGUGGCGUCCCCGGAUGCUCAGGAGCUGUACGUGUUUGACGGUAACGGCACGCAUCAACACACGGCCAGCUUACUCACCGGAGACUUCAAGUACACCUUCAGCUACAGCACGGAUAGCGACAUUACGGCGGUGACGGACAGUAACGGAAACACGCUGAGGAUACGCCGAGACUCCAGCCGAACUGCGGUGCGCAUCGUAGCGCCAGACAACCAGGUCAUCUGGCUCACCAUGGCCACCAAUGGUGGGCUGAGGUCUCUCACGGCGCAGGGAAAGGAGUUGGUUCUGCUCACCUACCACGGCAACAACGGGCUGCUGGCCACCAAGACCUCCGAAAUCGGAUGGACCACCUUCUACGACUACGACAGCGAGGGCCACCUAAUGAAUGUGACCUUCCCCACCGGCAUGGUGAACAACCUCUACACAGACAUCUACAGCGCCCUUACCGUGGACAUCGAGAGCUCCCUUAGCGAUGAGGAGAUCAGCAUCACUACCAACACUUCCAGCAUCCACGCCUACUACACCCUUUCCCAGGACCAAUGCAAAAGCAGCUAUCAAGUGGGCUUUGAUAACUCACUGCGUGUCACGUACGCCAACGGGAUGGACACCCACUACCAGACCGAGCCUCACAUCCUGGCAGGGGCCGCCAAUCCGACGGUGGCCCGGCGCAACAUGAGCUUGCCAGGCGAGAGCGGGCAGAAUCUAGUGGAGUGGCGAUUCCGCAAGGAGCAAGCGCGAGGGAAGGUCAUUGUGUUCGGACGCAAGCUACGGGUAAACGGACGAAACAUCCUCUCUGUCGAUUACGACCGCACCCUGAGGACGGAGAAGAUUUACGAUGACCACAGAAAGUUUCUCUUGAAGAUCAUAUACGACACAGCGGGGCACCCAGUGCUGUGGUUACCCAGCAGUAAGCUGCUACCAGUCAAUGUAAGCCGUACCAGCAAUGGGCAGAUCAGUACCCUGCAGAGGGGUCCUACCACUGAGAAGCUAGGCUACGAUGCGCAGGGACGCUUGGUGUCGCGGGUGUUCGCCGACGGGAAGAUAUGGAGCUACACCUACCUGGAGCAGUCUAUGGUCCUGCUGCUCCACAGUCAGCGCCAGUACAUCUUUGAUUUCGACUCUCUGGACCGCCUCUUGGGCAUCACCAUGCCGAGCGUAGCCCGCUACACCAUGCAGACGGUGCGCUCAGUGGGUUACUACCGUAACCUCUACCACCCUCCAGAGAGCAAUGCUUCUGUAGCCGUGGACUACAGCGAGGACGGCCUCCUGCUCAGAAUCUCCCACUUCGGCACCGGUCGCCGUGUGCUCUACCAUUAUCGACGCCAAAACAAAUUGUCGGAAAUCCUGUACGACAGCACGCGAGUCAGCUUCACCUACGACGAGACCGCGGGCGUCUUGAAGACGGUCAACCUUCAGAGCGACGGCUUUAUCUGCUCCAUCCGAUACCGGCAGGUGGGACCUCUUGUAGACCGACAGAUAUUUCGCUUCAGCGAGGACGGUAUGGUGAACGCCCGCUUCGACUACACCUACGACAACAGCCUGCGCGUCACUAGCGUGCAAGGCGUUAUCAACGAGACACCUCUGCCCAUUGACCUCUACCAGUUUGACGACAUCUCUGGAAAAAUGGAGCAGUUCGGCAAGUUCGGAGUUAUCUACUACGACAUCAAUCAGAUCAUCUCCACGGCAGUGAUGACCUACACCAAGCAUUUCGACGCACACGGCCGCAUCAAGGAAAUCCAAUACGAGAUCUUCCGCUCACUCAUGUACUGGAUCACCUUCCAGUACGACGACGUGGGUCGUGUCACCCGGCGAGAGAUCAAGAUCGGGCCCUUUGCUAACACUACCAAGUACGGCUAUGAGUAUGACGUGGACGGCCAGCUGCAGACUGUGUACCUGAACGAGAAAGUGACCUGGCGAUACACAUACGACCUCAACGGCAAUCUUCACCUGCUCAACGCCGGGAACAACGCAAGACUCCUCCCCCUACGCUACGACCUCAGGGACCGCAUCACCCGUCUCGGAGACAUUCAGUACCGCAUGGACGAAGACGGCUUUCUCCGUCAGAGAGGUGCGGAGAUCUUCGAGUACAACUCCAAGGGGCUCCUAGUGCGGGUGUACAGCAAAAGCAGCGGGUGGGCCAUCCAGUACCGCUACGACGGGCUCAGUCGAAGGGUCUCCUCCAAGACCAGUCUGGGCCAGCACUUGCAGUACUUUUACGCCGAUUUAAGCUACCCGGCCCGGAUCACGCACGUCUACAACCACUCGAGUUCAGAGAUCACUUCGCUGUACUACGACCUACAAGGCCAUCUAUUCGCCAUGGAAAGAAGCAGUGGCGAGGAGUUCUACAUCGCUUGCGACAACACCGGAACUCCUCUGGCUGUCUUCACCAGCAACGGUCUUCUGGUUAAGCAGCUGCAGCACACGGCCUACGGCGAGGUCUACUUCGACUCCAAUCCCGAUUUCCAGCUAGUGCUGGGCUUCCACGGAGGUCUGUACGACCCGCUCACUAAGCUGCUGCACUUCGGCGAGAGGGACUACGACAUCAUGUCUGGCAGGUGGACAGUGCCGAACGUUUCAACCCUGAGGGACGUCGGUAAAGAGCCGGCGCCUUUUAACCUCUACAUGUUCCGUAAUAACAACCCCAUCAGCAAAGUCCAAGAAGUGAGAGAAUAUGUGGCAGAUGUAAACAGCUGGCUGGUAACAUUUGGCUUUCACCUCCACAAUACCAUUCCUGGGUUUCCGGUGCCCAAGUUUGACAGCAGUUUGCCGUCGUACGAGCUGAGUAAAAGUCAGCUGUGGGAUGAUUUGCCGUCCAUUUCGGGGGUGCAGCGUGAAGUCACCCGUCAGGCUCAGUCGCUGCUGUCCUUUGAGCGUCUGCCUGAGGUCCACCUACGGCGAGGCCGUCGGGGCGAGAAGCCUUGGCUGUGGUUCUCCGCGGCGGGGUCCCUCGUGGGCCGCGCCGUUAUGUUCGCCAUCUUCAAGGGUAGUGUGCACGCGCACACCCUCAACAUGGCGGGCGAGGACUGCGUCAAGGUGGCGGGCAUCCUCAACAACGCUUUCUACCUAGAGGAGCUCCACUUCACGGUAGAAGGUCGGGAUACGCACUACUUCGUCAAGCCGGGGCUACCCGACAACGACCUGGCCACCCUGCACCUGACCAGCGGUCACAAGACGUUAGAAAAUGGCGUCAACAUCAGCGUGUCGCAGUCCACCACCGUCAUGGACGGACGCACGCGCCGCUUCGCCGACGUGGAGGUGCGCACCGGAGCAUUGGCGUUGCACGUACGCUACGGCGCCACCGUAGACGAGGAGAAGGCCCGCGUGACCGAGCUGGCCCGUCAACGGGCCUUGGCGGGUGCCUGGGCGCGCGAGCAGAGGCGUUUGCGCGACGGUGAGGAGGGCGGCCGGCCGUGGACGGAGGGCGAGAAGCGGCAGCUGCUGAGCGGGGGUAAGGUGCUCGGCUACGACGGCUACUACGCCCUCUCCGCCGAGCAGUACCCCGAGCUGGCGGACAGUGCCGACAACAUCCACUUUCUGAGGCAAAAUGAAAUCGGGAAGAGGUAACAGAACGUUAAGGAGACGUGACUGCUCAUGUUGUACGCCACUCGCAAAAAGUUGGCUCUUUAUUUUAGGAUAAACCUCAAAUGCACUACAAUAAUGAGCCCGUUUAUCACUGCAGAUAAUGUUCCAGACCUGCCCGCAAGAGAGUGGUUCCUUGACUUGUAGGUUCAAUUCUAUCUGUGACCAAGCUCAUGACUCAAUGUUCUUCUGCAGUGUAUCCCUGCAUAUUUGCGGCUCGGAACCUGAAACCCUGAUAGCUGAUUUUAUUUUUUUGGGAUGGUGUGCGGUUAAAAUCUUUGCUUUUCCAACAGAAAAUACAAAGGCACUUUUGAGGAGAAAUUCAAUACAUUUUCACCACAGCAAACUAUUUUGAUGGCGCGUUUUAAAACAUUUUCACCUAAAGAUUGUUCAAAUUCUCUCUCUUCUGAUUUCCGUACUUCAUGAUGAAGGCAGACUGAUUAUAUUUGUUAUUUAUCAACAUAUGUUAUGUUGAUUUGCAAACAUCUGGUUUUAAAAAACAUACAUUUGCAUAGUACAGUGGUACCUUGUCAUACAAUCGCUUCGACACACGAUCUUCUCGACCUCCAACGUCAAAUUUGACUCGCCAUUUGUUUCUACAUCCGACGGCAUGCUCGAAAUACGACGAUUUAUGACAUCGCCGCAGUUUCUUUGUUUUCCCGCAAGAGGGUCGCACGGCGGAUUUUCUUGUGAGUGAAAUCAACAUGGGUUGCAAGAAUGCUAGUGCGGGUGGUGAAAAAAGGAAAAAGGUGACGCUUACCAUAGAAAUGAAGAUGGAAAUGAUAGAAAAAAAUUAGGGCUGUCAAAAUUAUCGCGUUAACGGGCGGUAAUUAAUUUUUUAAAUUAAUCACGUUAAAAUAUUAACCUCAAUUAACGCACAUGCCGCACUCAAACAGAUUAAAAUGACAGCACAGUUCAAUGCCAAUUUGUUACUUGUGUUUUUUGGAGUUUUGUCGCCCUCUGCUGGUGGUUGGGUGUGACUGAUUUUAUGGGCUUAAGCACCCAUGAGCAUUAAUUAUUGACAUCAACAAUGGCGGGCUACUAGUUUAUUUUUUGAUUGAAAAUUUUACAAAUUUUAUUAAAACGAAAACAUUAAGAGGGGUUUUAAUAUAAAAUUUCUAUAACUUGUACAAACAUUUAUCUUUUAAGAACUACAAGUCUUUCUAUCCAUGGAUCGCUUUAACUGAAUGUUAAUAAUGUUAAUGCCAUCUUGUUGAUUUAUUGUUAUAGUAAACAAAUACAGUACUCAUGUACCGUAUGUUAAAUAUAGAUAUCCAUCUUGUGUCUUGUCUUUCCAUUCCAACAAUAAUUUACAGAAAAAUAUUGCAUAUUUUACAGAUGGUUUGAAUUGCGAUUAAUUACGAUUAAUUAAUUUUUAAGCUGUAAUUAACUCGAUUAAAAAUUUUAAUCGUUUGACAGCCCUAAAAAAAAAAAUAUGAGCGUGGUGUGCGCGUCCGUGAACUGACUCCCACAAUAACGCCGUAGAAUGUCUACGAUCUUGAAUGUCCUUCUCUGACGUCCGUUCGCCAGUCUUUAUAAGUUAAAGUGACAAUUAUUAGUAUUAUAUAAGGGUGUAACGGUACAUGUAUUUGUAUUGAACCGUUUCGGUACGUGGUGCUCGGUUCGGAACGGAGGCGUACCGAAUGAGUUUCUGACGUAAUGUAACCCUUUUCGAGGCUGUGAGUCGAUCGGGUUACAGUUUCUUUGUGUAGAUUAUAUUUAGUCCGUGUUCUCUACUAUAAUGAGGACCAACACGGUAGGACAGUAUAACCCAGAAAUGUCAAUGGCACGACAACGUGGCCGCCGCGAGAACGCAGAGAAACGCGGGCGUUAAAGUCAAUCAGCCAAUGCACACCAGUCGCAGUGCGGCCGCGUGUUAGACGCGUCCCAGAAGCGGCUCAACACGACGCACGCGAAAAGAAUGGCAGAGUUUAUUAUUUGACGCGAGACGCGACCCUCCUGCGUCAAUACUACUACCGGUAGCAAGGAUCGGGCAGACCGGAAGUCACUCGUGUAAAAAUACGGUGGAUCCGGUCGAUUUUCAAACUAAUAUGCAAUCGUAACCCACUGUUUGAGUCUGUCCAAUCUCUUGAGUGGUAGAUCAAGGCACAGUUGACUUGUCUUUGUUGAUUUACUGCUGUCUUCUCUGCUAUAAUGAUAACCAACACGGCCCCGUGUUCAAUACAAAACCCUCCUACCACAACAAAACAAGUAGGAACUAUAUUCACAUUGGAACUAAAGUUAUACAACAUAAAAUUUACAAUAUAAAUGAAUACUACAUCACAUUGGUAAAAUAUAAACACAUAAUAAAAUAAAUUAUAGCCCAUUUAAAUAAAAUACAUUGAAAUUAGCCAAAACACCUGUAAUUAAAUAAUACGAAUAAUACACAGAUCCUGCUUACACAAUUAAAUGCAUUAAUUUCUGUGUGGCGCUUUAACUAGAGAAAAUUCACCAACAAAGCUUUUGAAAACCGUUCAUGAGAAAAAAAAAUUAUUCAUUGAGGCAUUUCAUUUGUAAAAUACAUGUUAAAAUCUUUGUCAUUGGGAUUGCAUUUCUCUUAGGAUAGGACUUCUUUUUCUUCUUUCUUUCAGAAAGAAAGCUGACCAAUACGCGGGGUCUGAAAUUGUUGUUGGAUUAUCUUUAAAUACCCGCUACUUUUUGAGCAGAAUUCUAGCUUUGUAUAGGCUAAUGUUCCUAUUGUUGAAAGCACAAAGGUGAGAAAUAAACAACUAGCACAUUUAUAUUUUGCAUUUUGUCUUCUUACAGUACUGAAAAUGAACCGAACCGUGACCUCAAAACCAAGAUUUUUGUGUACCGUUACACCCCUAGUAAUAUAACAUCGCCAAAAAAAUCGCCAGCUUUGUCAGGUUGUUAAUCAUUUAUUUCAGAACUUGUGCAACACAACACGUUUACUGUCCGCCGCAGCAUUAUUACAGGUAUUAUUAUUAUUAUUAUUAUUCCUAUUAUUCAUAUUAUUAUUCCGAUUUUUAUUUGUAACUUUUUUUUUUUUUGCUCUGUGUAAUUACUAUUUUCAAUAGUACCAGGAGUAUUUAUUAAGGGUUUAGUGUAGAUUUUUGGGCUGUGGAAUGAAAUAAUGGAAUUAUAAUGUAUUCUUAUAAGGAAAUCUUGCUCGACAUACGACCAUUUCGACUUACAAACAAGGCCCUGGAACGAAUUGAAUUCGUAUGUAGAGGUACCACUGUAUUUUGUGUUGCACUACUAUCAGUACCGAUACGGCACUGAAACGACGAUAUCGAUAUUGGGCAGUACGAAGAAAUAACAUGCCAUUGCUGUGCAAUAUGUACUUUUUGAGAUCUUAGUUUCCAACCAGCAUUCACCGUUCCUAAAACCAUGAGAGACGUCCAAACAUGUGGUGUCCAGUCAUCUUUCGACUGCGAAUUAAAAUGACGUAAUCACUAUUAGGUGUCCAAUCCAUUUGAACUGUCCACAAUUUGAUAUCUUUCGCCGUCAAUGGCAGACAAUGAGUUAAGCAGUAUCUGACCAAGCAGUGAUAGCAAAUACAGGUAGUCCCCGGGUUACGAUGGGCCCGACUUUCGGGAUUUCCACUUUUCGACGCCUGAGUCUCGUUUUUAUGUUGGAUUUUUUUUUUUUUUUUUGUGAUGCAUGCUUUUAUUUUGGCACAGGAAACGUAGAACAGGAAGCGAGCGCAUGUACAGACACGCCCCUCCCACACACGCACACAGAAAGCUGCCGAGUGACAAAGGUGCGCAUUCGUUGCUUGUGAAGCAUCCAGAGGCGACGGCCGUGUAAACCCCCCCCCACCCCCCUUUUUUUUUUUUUUACUGUUUAUUGUGCGUUUUCAAUUGUGGUGAACUACUUGGGGCGAGUUUCUGAUUUUUGCUGACGUGUGGAUGCCAACUGAUACAUGCAAAUCAUUUGUUACUGCUGUAUCAGCAGCUACUUGUAAACACAACUUUGAUUUGCUGUUACUGAAGAUGAGACUGAGAUUUCAUUUUAGUUUUGUUCUGCAAGUGGUGAUGUCAUGAGCAGCUGAAUAAAGUCAGCAAACCACACAGACGUCUGACAUCGUCAUUUCAGAGUUUAGCUCACUGUCUAGCAAGGGCGUAGGGACAUAACACUAGCAACUUUUCAGGAUGCUGAAAAUUUUCCCACCAACUUUUAAACAUUAUAUAAUGAUUUGAGGUAUAUAGGUAAUUGUAAAGACAGUAUUGACCCUACCAUUAUUAAGUGAAUUACAGUACUUUCAUUAUGCGCAGACUUUCAUUGACCCCUUUACACUAGCUGAAUGUUUUCCCCUAAAACGCAUGUUUAAUUGGCUGAUGACUUGACACCCCACACACACACAUGCGCAUUCACAGCCCUGACCGAAAUACAACAUGCCGCCUCCUCCGCCCUCUUUGAAAACGACGGCUAUUAGAAGUUUCUUCCCUCCAGCAGCAGCCCUGUAAGUAAUGUAAACAGACGUCAAUGUUGUGAAGGUGGGGAACACAUCACUAAUUUUGCUACUGAAGUCUGACCUGCAUCAGAGUUAGCAUAACAUUCUUUGAAUUUCUGGAACUCUGGAAGGAAGCUGCUUUGAGAGAAAUAUUAAUAUUAGGGCUGUCAAAAUUAUCGCGUUAACGGGUGGUAAUUAAUUUUUUAAAUUAAUCACGUUAAAAUAUUUGACACAAUUAACGCACAUGCCCCGCUCAAACAGAUUAAAAUGACAGCAGUGUUAUGUCCACAUGUUAGUUGUGUUUUUUGGUGUUUUGUCGCCCUCUGCUGGCGCUUGGGUGCGACUGAUUUUAUGGGUUUAAGCACCAUGAGCAUUGUGUAAUUAUUGACAUCAACAAUGGCGGACUACUAGUUUUUUUUUUUUUUUAAUUAAAAAUUUUACAAAUUUUAUUAAAACGAAAACAUUAAGAGGGGUUUUAAUGUCAAAUUUCUAUAACUUGUACUAACAUUUAUCUUUUAAGAACUACAAGUCUUUCUAUCCAUGGAUCAUUUUAACAGAAUAUUAAUGUUAAUGCUAUCCUGUUGAUUUAUUGUUAUAAUAAACAAAUACUGUACUUAUGUACAGUAUGUUGAAUGUAUAUAUCAGUCUUGUGUCUUAUCUUUCCAUUCCAACAAUAAUUUACAGAAAAAUAUGGCGUAUUUUAUAGAUGGUUUGAAUUGCGAUAAAUUACGAUAAAUUUUUAAGCUGUGAUUAACUCGAUUCAAAAUUGCAAUCGUUUGACAGCCCUAAUUAAUAUUAAUGUUAAUUAAACUGUAAAAAAUGUAGUGAACCAAGGUUUACCACCUUCUCCCCAGUUUUUUAAAAAAAAUUUUAUUUAUGUGGUCUUAAAGCAGCCCAUAGGAGCUUUCAUUUUUUGUUGAGUUUGGCUGUGCUAGUGAACAAAAAGCAGUAGUGUUUUACUAGAAGGAAGGCUCCAUUUUUUAAUUUUUUGUUAGGGUAAGGGUUAUCGUCCCUACCAAUAUUAAGACCAAACCUACGCCCUUGCUGUCAAGCUAGGACUUAGCUCCAACGUCUUGGCGAGGACAGUACAAUGACGUAAAAUACAUAUUUUUGGAUAGCUUUUUUUUUUUUUUUUUUUUUUUUAUUUAGAGGAUUUUUUGAGGUAUUUAAAGGGUUAAUUCCAACUUGCAUGGAAAUCAUCGCCAGCCCAGGAACGCGUUCGUGAAACGGGGACUACCUGUACUUUACAUUCGAGUAUGCAGUAAUUUAGUAUUAAAAAGUGGAAAAAAAUGUUCAUAUUUUCAGACAAUAUGAUAUCGGUACAGUAUCAACGUGGUGUCGGAAUGGGUAUUGGUGCAACACUGCUCACCCAUUGCUUUUCACUUCCCUAGAGCACAGUUUAUUUGACCAUCACUCGUAUCUCAAUUCUUUCCUCCAAAUGAACAAACAACCACUUGUGGAUCAAGAAACUCUGAGUCAAUUACGAGAGUAUGUGAAAAGGACUUUUUGGCAACAGACAAAUCCGGAAUCCCUAACUUUUUGUGAGUUGUGUAUGUUCCUGAUGGAUGUUUUUGUAAACAAUCAAAGAAUUUAAGAGUGAAAAUCCAAUUGAUAAACGCAAUGCUGUGCAUUGCGAUCCAAAGGGGUAGGGGGACUUUGAAAGUCACUGAGCCUUAACACGGGCAAUUACAGGUCAGUUCCUCUGUAGCACAAAAAGCCUUCUGGACUCUCAAGAGGAGCAAUAGUGAAGGAAGUGACCUGUUUUUUCUGUUGUUUUUUUUUAACGGCCCGAGCACGUCGUGGUGGUGCGUAAGGCCCUUUCAGAAUCAUUGAAUGGAUGACAGGCCUUUUGGGGUGGGAUGUGCAACCAUGCCUGAAAAUCUACAUUUUGCACACCCUGGUGAAAAUGUAUCUAAGGGGUUCCCAACACAACUCAUUCUGUAAUACCCCCUGAAAAGUUUGGGGGAAAAAAACUAACAGCGGUUUUAAUUGGAAUUAAUGAGAGUGAAAGGGUCAGUCAUUGUUUUUGAAUCUAGCCUUUUCGGCAAAUUCAAAGUUUGAUAAUGAUUUGGAAGAUUUUUGAAAACUUUCUCUUUCAAGCAGUUAUUGUGGGUACAUUUUCAGGGCUUGUAUUAGGUAUUCCGCCCAAAAUGGUACCAGAGGCAUCCCAGACACAAGGGAUAUGCCAAAUUGUGUUUUUGUUUCGUUUGUUGUUGUUUUUUUUUGCCUGCACCACGUAAUGUGGGCAGAGCACGGCGUGAUUGUUCGAAAAUGGGUUUGCGGGGGGCCCGCUCAUCGCUACUCGUGGCUCUAAUGAUGUUUUUAGGUUGUUCUUUUCCCUCGUUGUUAGUUUGUUUACACAACGUCCGGCUUCACUGCAGUUAUUGUAUGACCAGGAAAUGUUUACAUUGUGCGCACUCGUGUCUAGCGGGGCACAUUACAGUAUAUGUCAUCGAUGGGCAAAGCAAAUGUUUGUUUUUAAAUCACCCCGAGGAGAAAAAAAAAAAAAAAAAAGAGGAAAAAAAACUCAUGUAUACAGUAUGACAUUUAGCACUUGUAAAACUUCGACAUGUGUUUGAUGCUUUGAAAAAAAACAAACUGUUUCCAUGUUUAAAUAGAAAAAUGUUCAUUGUGGGCGAGGUGAAAAAGGGAGAAAGGACUCUAAUGGACUCCUCGGGCACCCCAGGGGCACCCGCUUUUGUUAAUGGUAAAACUACCAGUAAUUUAUGUUUGUGUUUAUACAUAACUAAUAAAGUACAGAUUUUGGAUGGUCUCUUUGCAUAUUUCUCCUUAUAUACAGUAAAAGCAACCGAAAGCAAAAUUCUAGGCCAAAACCGAAUAUUGGAAACACUUGGCUGAAAAGCCGAAUAAUACAUGUGUAUACAAUUCAUUUUUUAAUUUCAUUUUUCAAAAAUUAUUUUGUUUCAUUAUUUCCCAACAAAUGCCAUUUGCUUUGGCCUUUUUUAACCUGUCCAGUUCAGCUGCUUGACACAGAGAAUGGAAAUCUGAGUAUCCGAUUUGAUUGAACGGUUUUAAUGUAUCACAUUGGAGCAGGACUGUCAACAGACUUGCAGGGGCCCGGGGACAUGAGACCAUUAUAGGGCGAUGACAGUGUACAUUUUCUAAUUAUUUAAUUUGAGAUGGACAGUUAAAUUUGAAAGACCGUAAUGUGAUGUGACACAAUAUACAGUGGGGAAAAUAAGUAUUUAGUCAACCACUAAUUGUGCAAGUUCUCCCACUUGAAAAUAUUAGAGGCCUGUAGUUGUCAACAUGGGUAAACCUCAACCAUGAGCGACAGAAUGUGGGAAAAAAACAGAAAAUCACAUUUUUUGAUUUUUAAAGAAUUUAUUUCCAAAUUAGAGUGGAAAAUAAGUAUUUGGUCACCUACAAACAAGAUUUCUGGCUGUCAAAGAGGUCUAACUUCUUCUAACGAGGUCUAACAAGGCUCCGCUCGUUACCUGUAUUAAUGGCACCUGUUUUAACUCAUUAUCGGUAUGAAAGACACCUGUCCAAAACCUCAGUCAGUCACACUGCAAACUCCACUAUGGCCAAGACCAAAGAGCUGUCGAAGGACACCAGAGACAAAAUUGUAGACCUGGGAAGACUGAAUCUGCAAUAGGUAAAACGCUUGGUGUAAAGAAAUUCACUGUGGGAGCAAUUAUUAUAAAAUGGAAGACAUACAAGACCACUGAUAAUCUCCCUCGAUCUGGGGCUCCAUGCAAGAUCACACCCCGUGGCAUCAAAAUGAUAACAAGAACGGUGAGCAAAAAUCACAGAACCACACGGGGGGGACCUAGUGAAUGACCUACAGAGAGCUGGGACCACAGUAACAAAGGCUACUAUCAAUGUGCACAACAAUGCGCCGCUAGGGACUCAAAUCCUGCACUGCCAGACGUGUCCCCCUGCUGAAGAAAGUACACGUCCAGGCCCGUCUGCAGUUCGCUAGAGAGCAUUUGGAUGAUCCAGAAGAGGACUGGGAGAAUGUGUUAUGGUCAGAGGAAACCAAAAUAGAACUUUUUGGUAGAAACACAGGUUCUCGUGUUUGGAGGAGAAAGAAUACUGAAUUGCAUCUGAAGAACACCAUGCCCACUGUGAAGCAUGAGGGUGGAAACAUCAUGCUCUGGAGCUGUUUUUCUGCAAAGGGACCAGGAUGACUGAUCUGUGUAAAGGAAAGAAUGA
Molecule: messenger RNA, 17486 nt
Organism: Corythoichthys intestinalis (scribbled pipefish)
Lineage: Eukaryota; Metazoa; Chordata; Actinopteri; Syngnathiformes; Syngnathidae
Product: teneurin-3
Exons: 32
Coding region: 668-8875 (2735 amino acids)
Biological process (GO): neuron development; heterophilic cell-cell adhesion; signal transduction
Cellular component (GO): membrane; neuron projection
Molecular function (GO): cell adhesion molecule binding; protein homodimerization activity; protein heterodimerization activity
Source: RefSeq, a predicted model, not a curated record